Molecule: messenger RNA, 3288 nt
Organism: Cavenderia fasciculata
Lineage: Eukaryota; Evosea; Eumycetozoa; Acytosteliales; Cavenderiaceae
Exons: 6
Coding region: 1-3288 (1095 amino acids)
Source: RefSeq, a predicted model, not a curated record
AUGAAUGAACCUCCAUUAGAAUUUAUCCAACUCAUUGAACGAGAUUAUAAAACAAAACAAACACAAAAAUAUGUUGAUGAACAAGUUGAAGAUGUUAUUUCAUGGUUAUUGUAUCUACAAACGUAUAGUCAAAAUGGCACUAUUCUAUCAAAUUCAGGUAAAUUACUACAUGUUGUAAUGAAACAAAUAUCAAACAAACCUUUAUUAGUUGAUCUAUUAAAGAAAAGAGUUAUCGAAUCCACCAAACAAGUACAAUCAGAAAAAAAUAUCGACACUAUCAUUGAAUCAAUUCGAUUGGUAUAUUCAAGAGAUAAAAGUGGAGAUUAUAUUCAUAGGGUAAUGAUAGAAUUGAUUGAAAAUGGAAAUGGGUCUCUAUUUUUGGCAAGAAUGCGUAAAUUGGCCAGAGAGAAUCGUGGUGAUAUUGAUUCAUCAAUAGAAAUAGCCUUGGUAGCUGGAUUAAAGAACUGUACUAGCGAGAGGAUUCGAUUGGCAUCGUUGGAGCUAUUUAUCAAAAUUUUUUCUAUUCAAGAUGAAAUCAUUCCAUUGAUCAUGCCACUCAUUGGUCAAGCUUAUCAAGCAGGUGAUAUGGAAUUGGUUGACAAGGUCAUCCGAAAAUUAUUAUCAAAUGUUUCAAAAGAGGAAGACUGGUUUACCAAACAUGCAAAAAUCACGAUUGGAACAUUCAUGCCCAUUUUAAAACAACCAGAAAGGUUUUUAAACAUAGGAAUGCUAUUCAAAAUGUUAUUGUCAGUUCCAAUUAGUGACUGGAAUCAUCAACAACAACAACAACAUCACCAACUCGAACAAUUUGUAUCAUUAGUCUAUUCAAAUAUUUCUUCUAAAGUUAAAGAAACCAAAUGUCUCAAUGAUAUUGACAAAAAAGAAAAAGAACAAGAUGAAGUAGAUGAAGAAGAGGAAGAUGACGAAGAACAAGACGAAGAAGAUGGACAAGAUGAUGAUGAAGAUGAACAAGAAGAUGAUGAAGAAGAGGAAGAUGAACAAGAUGAAGAAGAAGAUGGACAAGAUGAAGAAGAAGAUGAACAAGAUGAAGAUGAAGAAGAUAAACAAGAAGAUGAUGAAGAAGAGGAAGAUGAACAAGAUGAAGAUGAAGAAGAUGAAGAAGAAGAUGAUGAAAAAGAUAGUCAAGAAGAAGAGGAACAAGAAAAGUAUUUAAAUUAUUCAGAUUAUCAACAAAUGAUUAAAGAUUUUGCAAAGUUUUUAGCAAAUCCAGUUCCAUGGAAAAUUACUUUGGAAGAAUGCAAAAGAAGAGUUGUUUCACUAUGUUGGAAAGAUAGAUAUGUUGCAUUGGUAAUCUAUACUAAAAUGGUUCCCUAUUUGGCUGAAAAUGACAAUUCUUUUGGAAAAGAAUUUGAAAGUCUUCUCAGCAUUUUCAUUCCAACUGCUCAAGAUACCAAUCCUCGAGUUAGAUGCGCAUUUUUUACUUUUCUUUCUCAAAUAUGUGAGGAUUGCCAACAAUAUUCGGGUUGUUUUGUGCAACAACUCUUACCAUCUACCUAUGAAAUAGCUGCUCAAGAUCCAAAUGUUAAUGCACAAUCAGCUUUGUGCGGAUUUAUUGAAAUCUAUUUAGAAUGUUGUUUUGAUGAUUCUUUAGAUUCAACACCAGAUAAUAAUUUAUUUAUGGCACUUGAACAUUUAUUAGAAUCACCAUGUCGAGAUGUUAUAGAAAGUGCUUUAUCAUCAAUUGUCUCUACAUUUUCAUAUCCUCAAGAAGAUGAUAGUUCUCAUUUCUUUUCAAAUUCAAUUGUCGAUAAAAUUAUUGUAGUUUUGGGAAAAUAUCAAUCAUCUAGGGAAUUUUGUCAUUACGCCUAUAAAGCCAUUCAAAACUUUGCGUCAAGUAAUCAUGGAAAACGACGAUUUUUAAAGAAUUUUAAAUCUUUCUUUCAACUUGUCAACACGACCAAGAUCAAGAAGGAUGGCGUUGAUCUUUUUUUUGGUUAUCUCGAAACAUGUCAAGAGGUAUCAAAGAUUCUGAAAGAAGAUUAUUCCAUCUACCUUGCACCAACAAUGAAAUUCGUUUUGGAUAUUGUCAAUCAAGAUAUUGUCAGCAAAACUCAAAAGACUCUGGUCAUCAGUACAUUGGAAAGUAUAGGAAGCUUUUUAAAUUCGAGCGAGUCUAUCAUUUAUCCAUAUCUUGAACCAUUGGUCGAUGCAUGCACAAGACUCUCAACCACCAAUGCUAGUAGAGAUAUUUGUAAAAAUGCUAUUAGCAAUUUCGAUUCAUUGCUCAGUGUAUGCAUCGAUAGAUAUGGAAACAAUAGUCAACAAUCCAAAACACUAUACUCUAGACUAUUGUCAUGUAUUUUCGAUUCGUGGAGUGGUUCGAGUCGUGUUGGUGAACUGCUAGAAAAGUUGCGCGUUGCUAAAAACCUUACCGAAAUGAUGGGAGACUAUUUCAUGACAUUUGAACAGAUCCAAGACGUCAUGUCAAAGUUGUGGAUUGCAAAAAAGAUAUGUUUUGGUCUUUUGGAUAGAACAGAUCGAGAAAAAGAAGAAGAUGAUGAUGAAGAUGAUGAUGAAGAUGAUGAAGAUGACCUGUCAUAUGCAAUUAAAUGCCUCUACGAAUUCGUUGGUGUUUUGGUCAAAAAAACAAAAGAGGUUGCAAUCCAUGUCAUCGUAGACAUGGAUAUUUUAUCAGAGACUAUUCAAGUACUACAUUUGGUCCAAACGGAUCCAAUAAUCAAGAAAUCAAUACUACAAAUGUUUUCAGAUAUUUGUGAAUUUGGUGGUCAACCAAGUAUUGCAUUGUAUCCCCAAAUCAUCCCAGUCAUGAUUGCACAAAAUGCAGCAUUUGGAUUGGGUGUGGCUGCAGCCAAUGCAAAGGAGCAGUUUGCACCAUACCUAUUGACAACACUCACACUACUCAAAGAUCUCGUAUCGAAAAAGAAACCAAGGGAAACUCGAAGUGCCAUUUCAGCAAUUGGUAAAUUUAUUCUACAUGUACCUCAGUUGGCUCCAUUGGUACGUAAACUCAUUCCAGAGUGGUUAGAGAAACUUCCAAUCAAAAAAUCUGAAAGUUCUAUCCCACUACUCUUGGAAAAUGCCCAAUGUAUUGUCAACUUGCACGCUAUCAUGCAAUUGUAUCCAAACGAGUGUCUUGGUAAAGGUGAUGAUGAUGAAUUGUCAUCCAAUGUCGAUCAAAUCAAUUUGAUUGUAUCAGAAUACACAACACAUUCUAAUAUAAAAAAUAGAACGAAACAGGUGUCCCGAGAACCCAAACGUUAUUACGAUCAAUUGGCCACCUACCUUGAAGCUCAACGAGCAUUUUAA